Trichobilharzia regenti is the source of this 2882-nucleotide messenger RNA. The record is from the annotation of a GenBank genome assembly. Lineage: Eukaryota; Metazoa; Platyhelminthes; Trematoda; Strigeidida; Schistosomatidae.
AUGAUGAAUAUUCACUGCUGUUCAAAGUGGACACAUAAGGAAACUAGAAAAUCAAUUUGUCUAUUACUGUGUCUAUCGGUAACCUGUCUCAUAACUUACAGAGUCCACAUCUGGUUGAAACAUUAUGACAGUUUAGCCUCGAAAAUGAUUAUUUCUGCCUAUGAUGAUCAUCAGAAUAAUUUACCAUUUCCUCUGAUCACAAUUUGUAAUAUUAAUCCAGCUAGAGGAACUAAACUGUAUAAUCUGCAUUCAAGUGAAUCACGCGAUAGAGGUAUUGAUUAUGAAAUUUUUGCGGAUGCACUUCAAGGACGUCUGGGUGAAAAUAUACCUGAAAGCAAGCUUCAAAUGCCUAUUAUUAAACUCAUAGACAAGGCAUCCCACCAGAUAGAUCAAAUGUUGAGAGGUUGUAAAAUUGGUCAGAAACACUGUUCUGUUGCAAAUUUCACAAAGAGUGUAUUACCAAACGGUGCAUGUUAUACUCUGUCAGGUGAUUUAGUCGGUAUCGAUGAAAUUCAAUUGGUGCUGGAUCCACAAAGUUAUGAUUAUUUAGUUCCAAAUCAAGGAUUUAUUGGUUUUCGUAUUUUAUUACACGGAUAUGGCGAUUCAUUAUGGGCACAAAUACCAACUGCUGUUUACGCUGGUCCAACAUUUCAUACUAUGCUACGCACAGUUGGUCUUAAGAAGAUAUAUAAGCAACACUGUACAAGUCAAUCAGUGUGGGCUAGCUGUAUGCAUGACUGUAUGCAAGAAAUGCUAGAAGACAGGUGUCAUUGUCAAUUGUCAGACUGCACUAUCAUGAAAAUGAUGAACUGUGGACUUACAAUAAAUUCUAUGAUUGAAUCCUUAUCACCAGUUCAGUGUAAAUGUCAUAAUCCGUGUGAAACAAUCUCCUAUUCAGUCGAGUCAAUAACACAAGCAUUAAAAUCUCCAUUAUUAUUUACACAUCCAUUGAGCGUAUUCACUAAUGUAAAUCAGUCGAAUUUUGAGUCAGACAUUUAUGCAAAUAAUAAUGUAGGCGGUAAAGCAAAUCCUUUUACUCAAAAGCAUCAUGAUAUUAUGAGAUCAAUAUCAAAUACUAUUAAUAAUGAUAAUAAUAAUCACAAAAAUGUUAUUAUGCGGAACAAUAAGGAUUCCAGUCAACCUCAGCAAUAUUUGCAUUCUUAUAAAAAAGAAAUCUGGGAGGGUUUACUACUUCAAACAUGGGCAUUUUUACGUGAAGCCAAUCGUACAGCAUUUGAACAGCUUAGGCAAUUAUCCCACUUACUUCAAAGUUUAGAUUUAGACCUACAGACAGUUGAACGUACAGUUUACAAAGUUCAUCGAAAGCAUAGAUUAAAAUUAGAGCCAAGCGAUCUUAUGCUUUGGGAUGGUGAACGUUUAUCAACAAAUAAACAAGCUUCAAAUGGAUUAUGUAUGGAUAGUGAGGAGCAUUCACGUAUGCUAGAAAGAGUUAGCCGACUUGGCAAAGAAUUUGUACGUCUAUUUCGACAGAGCAUUUUAUUUCGAGAUAUCUCAGUGGUUCCAGGAUCAGAUUUUCAUAUACACUUAGUACGUUUGUUUUUUCUACGUGUCGUUGAGGAGCUUGAUCGUCUCGCUAACCAACUAUUACAUAAUGAUCUAUUUUCUGAUGUAACAAUGCUUGACUUACAACGUAAAACUCAUCUGUGUAAACAAAGCAGCAAUGAACUGAUGUACAAUGAUACCAGUUGGGAAAAUCAGUUGAAACAAUCCCAGCCAAUUGUAGCCAGUGAAGAUAUAGCCAGCUUACAAGCUGUACUAUUGGCUACUGAUUCUCAAUUCAAACAAUUGAGAACUGUGUUUUCAAAAUUAGUCUCUGAUAAUCGUGAAUUAAUUGAAGCUCUUCCAAUUGAUCGAGCUAGUCUGAAUUCGAAACCAGAAAGUUUAUCAGGCGUUGAAACAGGAUUAGUUACUAUUACAAUACAAUUGACACAAGACAAAAAUCGUCUUAUACGGCUGGAGUCAGUACAAGCAAUCUACAGUCCUAUAGCUGAGUUAUUGGAUUUGAUCAUAUCUGGUCUACUGUUGGCAUUCCUAUCCAUUUUCCUUGUAAAUAUUUGCUUAUCAAAACCAAGCAAUUCAGUUUCAUGCUAUUCUGAAUCAUGUCGGUGUUGUUCUUCCCUCGUCAAUAAACCUGCUGAUAAGCCAUCUACCCUGUUGAAUCAUACAACUGUUUUCUCACCCACCUACAGUAAUCGUAAAUCAGAGAAUGGCAAUUGUGGUAAACCACUGCCAAAGACCACUGCAACAACUUAUGUAAAUCAUACUGAUUUAACUGCAAGUACUGCGUCACAAAUAAAGACCAGUGCGAAUUCCGCUUACCUUUGCAAUUCACGAAUGAAUGAUCGAGGCACACUGUCAAGCAGGUGUCUACUGCCUUCGAGUACACCGAUAACGAAUAAUAAAACUAAAUUAUACGUUGAAAACUGUCGACAUAAUUACAAUAAUCCUUCUCUAAAUGAUUCAUCACAAUAUUUAACACAUACUCUACCUAUUCUACCCGUUUCGUCGGUAAUCCUUCCAAAAUGGGAAAGUAAAACACUUCGAAUAGACUUAGAUCCAUUCAAUUCUAUGAAUACAUCUGAGCAUCAUUCAGCUGUUGAAUGUGAAGAUGAACAGUCUCAUUUAAACAUAAAUCACCUUUAUUCGCCACAUCAACAACAACAACAACAAAAGUCUCUUCCACAACACCAACAACUCCAACAACAACAACAGCAAUCGCAACAGUCAUGCCGACAACAAAACAAUAUCAAUGAAUCAUCGUGUAUCAGCUUUUGUGAUUGUUUAUAUUCAUCGGAAAAUAGUACUGGGGCUGGUUCAUUUUCUUGUACAAAUUCCAAUAAAUACUUGUUAUGUAAUAAUAA